AUGCAUAAUUCAACAGCUCCACUCUCGGCCCGCCUCUUUCCUAGGGGUGGGAGUUCGCUGCAAACUUUGUUUAUGGGACAGUCCGGGAGCCUUGGCCGCUGCGCUCGUCUGCGUCGUCGUCUCCUCCUCCUCCUCCUCCUCCGCCGCCGCCGCCGCAGCCUCCUCCUCGCACAGUGCGAGCGCCCGGGGCCAGCUCCGGGGAUAAAGAUGAAUCCGUCCUCGGUGCCCUCGGGGCUCCCGCCGCCAGGGCAGCAAGUCAUCCACGUCACGCAGGACCUCGACACGGACCUCGAAGCCCUCUUCAACUCGGUCAUGAACCCCAAGCCCAGCUCCUGGCGGAAAAAGAUCCUGCCGGAGUCCUUCUUCAAGGAGCCCGACUCUGGCUCGCACUCGCGCCAGUCCAGCACCGACUCGUCGGGCGGCCACCCCGGGCCUCGGCUGGCAGGCGGCGCGCAGCACGUCCGCUCGCACUCGUCGCCCGCAUCCCUGCAGCUGGGCACCGGUGCGGGCGCCGCCGGGGGCCCCGCGCAGCAGCACGCGCACCUCCGCCAGCAGUCCUACGACGUGACCGACGAGCUGCCGCUGCCCCCCGGGUGGGAGAUGACCUUCACGGCCACCGGGCAGAGAUACUUCCUCAAUCACAUAGAAAAAAUCACCACAUGGCAAGACCCCAGGAAGGCGAUGAGUCAGCCCCUGAGUCAUGUGAACCUCCACCCGGCCGUCACCUCUGCAUCGGUACCCCAAAGGUCCAUGGCGGUGUCCCAGCCCAAUCUUGUGAUGAAUCACCAACACCAGCAGCAAGUCGUGCCCAGUAACCUGAGUCCGCAGAGCCACCCAACUCCGAACCCGCCCACGGGGCUCAUGAGUGUGCCCAACGCCCUGACCACUCAGCAGCAGCAGCAGCAGAAGCUGCGGCUGCAGAGGAUCCAGAUGGAGAGAGAGAGGAUCCGGAUGCGUCAAGAGGAGCUCAUGAGGCAGGAAGCUGCCCUCUGCCGACAGCUCCCCAUGGAAGAGACCAUGGCCUCUGUCAACCCGCCUGCCAUGACCACGGAUAUGAGGUCCAUCACCAAUAAUAGUUCAGAUCCAUUCCUCAAUGGAGGGCCCUAUCAUUCAAGGGAGCAGAGCACGGACAGCGGCCUGGGUUUGGGGUGCUACAGUGUCCCCACAACCCCAGAAGACUUCCUCAGCAACAUGGACGAGAUGGACACAGGGGAAAACGCUGGUCAGACCCCCAUGGCCGUCAAUCCCCAGCAGACCCGCUUCCCUGAUUUCCUCGACUGCCUUCCGGGAACCAACGUUGACCUAGGGACUUUGGAGUCUGAAGACCUGAUCCCUCUCUUCAAUGAUGUAGAGUCUGCUCUGAACAAAAGCGAGCCCUUUCUCACCUGGCUGUAAUCACUAUCAUCGUACCAUGAUGCAGCCAUGACAUUUCCUGGGCCCGCGGAACAAGAGACGAGGGAAGCGUGGGCCUCCGUACUCACACUCCUCCUUGUCCACGCGGCCAGCUAAUCAUUGCCUGGUUUUGAUUCAUAAGAACAUUAAGUUACACGUAAAUAAAUACUCUCUUUCCAUUUUCUGCAAGCCUGCAUUUCUGUGACAGAUAAUGCAGAAUUGAUUAUGCAGAAAUAACUUCUUUAAAAGAAAAAAAUCCCUGCUACCCUAUGGCUGAGCUUUGUAGGAAUUAGCUGAAAUUCGUAUACCAAUUGAUUCUAAGCCAUAAAAGCUGACCACAGGCAGUGAAUUCUGACAGGCAGCUCGGUCCAGGAAAUGUGCACAAAGACCUGAUUUACAGUUUCAAAAACUGUACUGGUAACCAUAGUAACAAAUGCUUUAAAACUUAUUUAACUUGAUCUUUAAAAAAAAAACAAAUCAUUGUAUAGAUAGUAAAUUUCUGCUGCGCGGAACGCAGUGUGGUUUGGAAUCCAUGCUGGCUCUGAUGUCUGUUCUCGCUCUGUAUUUACAAGGGCGUGGAGUCCUAAUGUUACCACUCUUCGUCAUCUUACUGCAGAACACCCAGCAGCUCACUCAGCUCUGCAUGCAGAAGGGUCACUGCCGCGUUUGUAACAGGUCUUGCAUGACAGAUGGUGUGAAAGAGACCAGCUUGGUACUAAUAUGAACAGUUAGGAAACAAAACUAUUUUUAAUUGCAACUUGUGUUUUUGCAAAACACAGCUUAGAAUUUGAUGUCUGUUUUAUGAAACACUGUAAUUUUGUGGCUUAUGACAAUGGGCAGCCAAAUGUUUUUGAUAAAUCAGUGGCAAAUAUGUAUAUUUUUAUCUUUUGACUUGUUCUGAAACCAUGAGGCCAACAGACAUCUCAUCCCGAUGACACGCAAAUUAACUGUUGCAUUUUAUAUUCUGAGGUAUUAUCUGGUCUGCUUUCGAGAUUCCAAGUGCUUAAAGUAAUUCUGUCUAUAGAACUGUUUGAAGAGCGUGGCAGAUCUCCUGACUACAAAUACAGAAAGGCCCCGUCACGGAAUAUCGUAUAGAUCUGUGCUUCUGAGCUGAGUAAAAUUGAUUGCUAAGUAUGUUAUCCUAGUCCUUUCGCUAAGUUGGGUACAAAAGGCAUGUACUCAGUACCUCUUAUGUAAGCAACUGUUUUUUGUUAGCUCUUAAGGACUGAGAGCAGCAUGCUCAUUUAGCAGGCAGCCUGUCUGCACUAGCAAUGAAGUCCUUAGCUGUUUAUUAUAGUGAACUGACAUUAUUUAUAAUCUAUGAAUUUAAUCUCUUUUUUAUUUUUUAUUUUGAAAGACAUCAAGAAUCUGGGAGGAAAGUUUCAGUUUCCAGCAGGGUGAGGGCUUUUUUUGGUUGAGGAUCUUCAAUGAGAUCCCCUUUGGUCCAUUGGAAUAUAAAUGCACAGAGUACAUUUGGUCUUGGUGGGAAGAGGCAAGUGGAAGGUCAGAGACGAUGCUGUGGAACGUGGCGUACAGGCCAGUCGAUGGGAAAUGAACCAGACAUGUCAGAACCCCUCAAAAGUGAGGCAAGCAGAUGGGCGAGAAGUGCCCCAAAGAACAAAGCAACAAUUUUCUCUCACGGCCUUCGUACCGAAAGACCCUGCUGCCCGAGAGAAGAGGGUUGGGUUGGGUGCACUUUACUGGGGUGGGGAGGAGGAGGAGGGAGGGACAGGGCUGAGGCUCUCUGGAGCUCUGCCUAUGUACUUGUUGGAAGUGUCAACCGACAAGAACGUGGGCCACUGUUGCUUGCAGCUCUCUUAAGUGGUUUCUCUUUUCCUGAAAGAACCCAAUUAAUGUCCAGUUAAUUCCUUGCUUCCUCUGAGCACCCAGAGGCGAGCGGGGAUUUACAUUGCUACUAGGUUGAAAGGGAGCACUCUUUCGUUUUCUCUUUUGUUAGCAAAAAUUGCAAAAAGAGUUGCACAUUCUUUCUGAGGAAAAUCAAAAACAAACCAAAACACAAGGGACCUAACAAAACUCAGCAGUGUUACUGUAUUUAAAAAUAUUUUUAUACAUGCAUUUCAGUUUAUUAAAUGUAAAAAAAAAAGAUACUCCUUUUUUUUAAGUAGUUAAAUCAUUGAUGAUUUAUUUUACCAGGUUUUAGAAGCAAUUUUCUAAUAAGCUUGUGGCAUUAUGAAAUAUUAGGAUAAUUUUUUAGUAAAUUAGUUUAGAUCUUUUUAAUGAAUAUUGUAUUUUUCUAGAAUAAAAUAUGGCCCCUGACUGUUUACUAAUAGAUAAAGCCAGAUGUAAUUUCUCUUGUCUUUAAGGCCAUAAAAUGUGGCUUUUGUUAAAAGAGAGCUAAAGCUAGACAUCAGAAUCAGACCUUUUUUGUCUAGUUCUGAUUGAACCCAAGACUUCACGUGUGUUAGUUAGGCAGAUGCUCUCCCCUGGAGCUACAUGCCAGCCCUAGAGCAAUUUCUCAGUGGUUCUAUUAUAGUAUUACUGUAAGUAUUAAUACUCUCUAAGAAUUCAUAGUAAGGUGCUACUCAUAUAGUAUCUCGUACAAUAAGACAACUGUUGACUAGUCUUCUUAGUCCUAAAUCAAUAACAUUUACCAUAUCAUCUCCAAAUUUUGUCAUAGAAUAGGCAACUUUAAAAAAAAAGUUUUUCCUCCCCAAGAAAAUACACCUUAUCGAAACAUUUACACAGUGAAAACUUUGUGUCAUCUUGUUAACAUUGGGUGAUCUCUUGGGCAGUGUCUCACUGUAGUAUCUAGAAUGUAUGAUGUGUUUCUUUCAAUGAUUUCCCAGUGUGUGAGAAGCAUAAAAACAGAACAAGCCAUAGCCUUCUGGGUACUGCUCAGCAGAAAGGAACUUGCAGAAGGUGACUUGAAGUGAUGGGCGUAUCACUGAGUGCUACGUUCUUACCAUGUAACUAGAAGCAACUUACGAGAAAGGACAACUUUUGGGAAGAAAAUGAAAAAAAAAAGCCAUUCCAAAAAAAAGGAAACUAUAGAUUAAUUUAAUUGGGAAAAUGGGUGAUUGACAGAGACCAUUUCCCUGACACUAUUAUACACAUGCUAAUACUUUAACUUAAUUUUUUAAACACCUACAUUUUAUCAAAUGAGACCUGUGUUGUUGAUUUCUAAUCCAGUAUGUUCUGCAUACAGGAAAUAUACGGUCAAAUCCAUCAAAUCAAACCAUUUUACCUGGAGUUUGGUUACAGGUUUUAAUUCUCCAUUCUGUAUAAAAAAAAUAAAUACACGAUUGAACUUC
Messenger RNA from Mesocricetus auratus (golden hamster), 4664 nucleotides. It is a transcript of the gene Wwtr1, whose product is annotated as WW domain containing transcription regulator 1. Gene Ontology annotation, molecular function: transcription coactivator activity; protein binding; transcription corepressor activity. Gene Ontology annotation, biological process: positive regulation of transcription by RNA polymerase II; hippo signaling. The record is from RefSeq and is a predicted model, not a curated record. The coding region runs from base 1 to 1395 and encodes 464 amino acids. The transcript is spliced from 7 exons. Gene Ontology annotation, cellular component: nucleus; cytoplasm. NCBI's taxonomy places the organism in Eukaryota, Metazoa, Chordata, Mammalia, Rodentia, Cricetidae.